This is a messenger RNA of Acanthosepion pharaonis, 1584 nucleotides long. The record is from the annotation of a GenBank genome assembly. NCBI's taxonomy places the organism in Eukaryota, Metazoa, Mollusca, Cephalopoda, Sepiida, Sepiidae.
AUGGCAUAUGAAGAUAAAUAUUGUAUCUAUCUACUACUUGCAGAACUCUUUCCAUCUCUUCGGGCUUUUUCAUUUAAGAAUUCUUUUUCUUCUUCUUUCACAAUUACUUUUCUCUUUUCUUUUCACUUUUGCUUCAUCUUCACUUUUAGCUUUCUUUUUACCUUUCUAUACAUUUCCUUUCUAUCACCUUUUCUGGUUUUUUUGUUCUUCUUACUCUUCUAUUUCUUCUUCUCCAUUUUUCUCUCCCCUAUUCUUUUGUUCUUUCUUCUCUUCCUUUUCUCCCUCUUGUUGUUCCUUUUCAAAUUUCUCUUCUGUUUCUUCCUCAUCCCUUCUCUCUACUCUAUUACAUUCUUUCUCUCUCUUUCCUAUCUUUCCUUUUUUUACAGCCACAUCCCCUUUUUCUUUUCUUCCUCUCGUCAACCAUUCUUUCUUUUCGUUAUCACUUUCUCUUCUCCUUCCUCGUUCCUUGUUUUUCAUCAUCUUUCUUUCCGUUCUCAUCUUAUUUCUUUAAUUUCCUUUCUUCAUUUUUCUCUCUUUUCUAAUUUCAUUUCUCUUAUUCCUUCAUUUUCUUUCGCCUCGCACACUUUUCUUCAUCUUCCUUUUCCCUUUCCUUUCUUUCUUUUGAUUCUUUUCUCGUUCUCUUUUUCUUUCUUCCUUUUCUUUUAUCCUCUCUCAUUUUUUGUUUUCACUCUCUUUCACUUUUCACUCUUUCUUUCUCUUUCUCUCUCUCAUUCACUCGCUCCUAGCUUUCUAUUUUUUCUUUUUCAUACUCCAUUAUUGAUAAUCGAUUUUCUCUGGAAGCCCACUCACUCAAACUACGUUUCUCAUUUUGCCACACUCAAUUUCAAUUUUCUUUUACGUCUCAUCAGUUGCCAAUCUCUCUCUCUCUCUCUCUGUCUCUCUCUCUCGCGCGUCCGCGCGCGCCCCACUCAAUUCUGCGUGUUUUUGUUUCUUUCACAAAUGUUCAUAUUCCAUUUCCUCUCCUUUAAUCAUUCAUAUUUGCUUUUCUUUCUUUCUUUUUUUUUCUUUCUUUCUUUCUUUCUUUCUUUCUUUCUUUCUUUCUUUCUUUUCCCUAACCUUUCAUUUUUCUUUCUUCAUUUCUUCCUUUCCUUCUUUCUUUCUUUCUUUUCUUUCAUUUUUCUUCAUUCAUUCAUUCCUUUCUUUCUUUCUUUCUUUCUUUCUUUCCUUCUUUCUUUCUUUCUUUUUUCUUUCUUUCUUUUUUCUUUCUUUCUUUACUCUAUUUAUAGUUACCCUGUGCCUCUUCCUUCUUUGCUAACCUUCUGUGCCGCUUCCUUUCCUGCUUAUCUUUUUUUUGUUAAAUUAACGAUAUCUUCUUUCUUUCUUUUUUUUGUUUUCCCUAAUCUUUCUUUCUUUCUUUCUUUCUCUCUUUCUUUUAAGACUACUUCCAUUCCUCUUCUGAUCUAUCUAAUCUUUGUUUUUUUCUUCUGUCACUUUCUGUUUCUUUUCUUCUCUCAUUCUUUCAACUUAAUCUUCCCCUCUUCAUUUUUCUUUCCGUUAAAUGAACUUUCUUUCCUUCCUUCCUUCAUUCGUUCAUUCUCUCAUUCCUUCCAUCCUUCCUUCUAA